AUGAAGUGGCAGAUACUGUCGAGCCUCUCGCUCGGCUCUCCUCUCGUGGGAACGGCACUUGGAUAUGGGACAACCAUCUCGAUUGGCGUCAGCUACUGUCCAGCAACGUACACUACUUCUACAACGUCAACCAGCAGUAUGAAAGCCUCAUCCCCGACGUCGAGGUAUCCCUUCUAUCUCUCAUUUCUCGUCGACUCACUUCUGCCACGCCGAGCUGAGAAACGUGCUACUUCAAGCCGUCGCUACAUCGCAGCUGAUGGAAUUGUUACAGAGGAUCCUCAGGCAGCAGCAAUUUUUGCCAUUACCACAUCAGGACAGCUCAUGAAUAGUGGAGACUACAUUUCAACAACAGGCCUUGUCCAGUCACAACUUUUCGAGGCGACACCAGAAUUGAAAGAUAUCUCAACUCGAUUCGCUGUCCGUUCCAACGAUACUUUAACUUGGGAAAACGAUGCUUUCGUUGGGGGCGAGGCCAUCUUCUGCCUUCUGGGGGACCUGUUUGUGACUUUCAAUGGAACUUCGCCUUUUGGUUGCACCAGGACAUAUCUUGAGAUCAUCCCAGUGGAUGAAGUUACAAUGCCUCCGACUCCCACGUUCACAACAUCUUUGGCAGACUCAACUAUAACAACCAGUAUCAUCUCGGUGACCACUUAUCCUCCAGUCUUCCGCAAAAGUGGCUCCGUGAACAUGGCUUCAACGAUCUCCAGCUUCAUUAGCUCUACACCUCACCUAACGUCAACGAUAACAACCCCUCCAGUUACAGCCUCGAUUCCUCCAAGCCACACGGCAAGCACUACCGUCUCGGGAGAAACUCCGCCUUCCUCGACCGCUUUAACCACCUCAGCGUCUGAGUUCCCGGCUCCAACUUCUACCGGAACGCCAAACUGUUUUGAUGGCGCGGGAUUCGAUGGAACUGUCAAUUCCGAUUACCUCAUCCUAUGCGACACCGAGCUUCCAGGUUCGGAUCUUGAUACUGUUCCAGCCGCCGAUCUCGCCAAGUGUAUCGGAGCCUGCAGCUCGUACGUUGCGUCGUCAGAAGGGAUCUGCGUGGCAGUCGAAUUCGAUAUACUAGCAGAGGCAAAUCCUUGUCAUCUCAAGUUUAAUAUCGGACUCGUUACUCGAGGUGGCAAUCCCUUCGCUCAAGCGGCCAUUGUUGUCAAUCUGCCCUACGCCCCUGAAAUCACAUUUUCUGGAGAUCCUGGGUUCUCAACGACUACUUCGCCUUCUCUCGAAUCAACCACCGCUAUUUCGCCGAUUCCCACAACAACGCAGACACCCCCUUCGACAUCAUUGUCGAUCGCAUCUACGAUGACAACCAUGAGUUCGCCCCUAGUCUCAUCAACAGUUUCACCUACGUUAUCUCACCCACCUACUACAACAAAUGUUGGCGUUUCCUCCACAGGGGCUCAAAGUAGUCCUAGUCUUUCGACCAGUAGUCCCCUGACUAUCCAGUCGGUAGGCUCUUCUAUCACUACUCAACAGACUCCAUUACCGACUACGAUACCCAGCUCCGUUUCAACAGGCGGUGUGCCGAGCACAACUACUAAUGCUCCACAGCCAAGCUCGUCUGCUCGUCCCUCUUCCACUGUGGGGAAGCCCACAUUUCAUUCCACUGGUACAUUGUCCACGUCCACAUCCUUGAGACCCAGUUCAACGUUCCUCCCUACUUCGAGCACCACAAUCCCCCCAACGGCUGUACUUGCUACUUCUACUACUGCGGCUCCGUACUGCUCUGGUGCGACUCCCACGGCCGCAUUAUGUCCAGCCUACAAUCACCAAGCGGUGAAUGUCAAUGGUGAUGGGGCUUGUUACGAGAUCGAGUGCCAGACAAAUCUUGAUGGAACGAUUCUCACUGGGAAUUCUACGAGGACAGUAUCACACAACGUCUGCAUUGGAUUUUGUAGUCUAUACAACGUCGCAAUUCCUUUUGGCUGCGUGGGUGUCAACUAUUUCGGUAUUUCAGUUCCAGGUAACAAUUGUGUGCUCUUGUCAAGCAUCACUAGUACUAGAUAUCUUGCUGGUGUCGACAGUGGUCGCUUACUCUAUGCCGGAUAUCCUUCCAUCAGCGACCCCAACUAUGGAACUAUCAGCGUCUCCUCCGUUUCACAGACCGCAGCACCAACACAAACAUCCUUGACUUCAACUGCUACGUAUUCUGCGACAAGCUGUUCCGCCGGUCCUACCUCACCUUCGAGCCCCUUAUGUCCAGGAAGCUCCCCAUUCUGCAAUUCAUAUAAUAGCUGGGGCACUCCGGACAACUUUGAGAUCGAGUGCGCCACAUCUUUCACCGGUUCGAGCUUACAACCACUUCUGGCUUUUUCAUUGGCUGAUUGUAUCAGUUGGUGUCAGUAUGCAAAUGCAUACAGUACCAGUCUAUGCACUGGCGUUACUUUCAGAGAAGGCAAUGUUACUCAAGGUGGCCAGAACAACUGCUUCAGAUAUUCUUCCCUCAUAUGCGCAAUACGCGGGAACUCCACAUUCAACAGCGCCCGCGUCUUGAACUCUGCUUAUCCACAAAUGACAGAUUAUAACGAUCCUAGCUUCAUGUGUAGUGCUCAAGCAAGCUCGACAGUUGGGCCAGGCACCAGUACCGUACCUGAUUCAGGCGGUUCCUCCUCAACGAGCAGAUCUGCUACAACAGCAACAACAACAAGCCCGGCAGCCACCGUAAGUACGAGCAGACCGGCGACUUCGACUACUGUGGACCUCUCUCAGCAAACCUCGACUGCUUUCCCAUCAGCUUUUCCUCAAGACCCAGUCUGUGAGAACAACCUGAUCUCUAAAUUUGAAGGUGGCCAAGCAUUAGUCAAUCCAAAUCUAGGCCGGUAUUAUGAUAUCGAAUGCGCGGCCGAUUACAACACAGGAAUAAACCUUCCGUUCGGCGUGACUACUCAGCCAACAUAUAACAGUUGCUUGGAUCAGUGUGACCAAGCCGUAGCGGCCAAUGCUUCCGUAAUUUGUGCAGCAUUUUCCUGGGUUUCGAGCACCGGAGCCUGUACUCUUCUGGGGAAGACCUCCAAUGGCAGACAAACGACCACAGGUAUGACGAAUACCUUAGGUACGCACUCGGGCCGUUGGCUCUUCAAUCAGGGCGGCAGUACCCCUGACGGGCCGGGUCUGCAGGUGUACCUUCAACGUCCAAUCCCCUUCCCAACAGGACAAAACCUAAUUGGUGCAACUCUGCCCUCCUUUCCGGGGGGGACGAACACAUACUUCAACGGCUGGGCGGCGAACUCCCACACUACCCCCCUUGACUUAUCGGCCCUCGGCAUUCAAUGGAGGAUUUUUGGGCAAACAAGUAACAAACUCUUUGUCUCUGCGAAUUUCUGGCUUACUACGUCCCAACUGGAGCUUAACUCCUCAAGCCAGAACACCUGGUCUCAGGGCGGACGAAACAAUGAUGCCACACCGAUUGCUUUUCCAGCCUCCAAUCUUCCAGCCUACACCAUUGCUCCAUUUUGGACCCAAGGCUUUAUCCUCAUGGCCAGUCAGCAAGGUAUCUACUACCAAGUGGACACUAUCUCUCCCGGUCGAUACGGCAUCUCCAUUGAAUGGUACUUCUCUCACUUCCAGAUUGACAGCGCCGUCCAACAUGCCAUAAUGACAUACGACACCGGAAUCCCAGGUGUCUGGACCACCUAUUUCUUCCGAGCUGGUAGUACAACUGAUGAUCAGGGCAAACGGCAGACAGUCGGUGCUCAAGGAGGCUCUGGCCAGAGCUUUAAUUAUUGUCGGGCCCAGACGAACUGCAUCACGCCUGGUGGUAAGUUGGUCUUCGACACCGAAGUCAUGGAUGCGUCAGCUUCCCCAACGUACACCGCGAAUUAUUUUGUUGCAGCUAAUGUGCAAGCUGGUUCUUGGACCUGGUCUAACCGGCCAGUGUAG
Exophiala aquamarina CBS 119918 is the source of this 3885-nucleotide messenger RNA. RefSeq lists its product as uncharacterized. Lineage: Eukaryota; Fungi; Ascomycota; Eurotiomycetes; Chaetothyriales; Herpotrichiellaceae. The record is from RefSeq and is a predicted model, not a curated record. The transcript has 7 exons. The coding region runs from base 1 to 3885 and encodes 1294 amino acids.